Molecule: messenger RNA, 2957 nt
Organism: Cuscuta europaea
Lineage: Eukaryota; Viridiplantae; Streptophyta; Magnoliopsida; Solanales; Convolvulaceae
Source: the annotation of a GenBank genome assembly
GCAAAGUCCUUGUCCUACUGUUUUGGCCUCUCUCGCGUGUUUGUGACCUCUCUGGUGCACUACCAUACUCGUAUUUCGUAUCAAAAGAAUAAUAAUUAAGAAAAGAAUAUAUUAUAUGUAUAUGUAUAGUCGUACAUAUAUACAUAUGUAUGGACAUGAAGAUGAUGAUGAUCUUGAGAGGGGAUAUGGUUGUGGGAAAGGAUCGAAGUGGGUGACAAGAUGAAGAAGCCGCAUGGAAUUCUUGGGUAUUUGUUAAAAUAGAAAUCACAUAUCCGGCACUUCCAGAUCUCAAGCUUACCAGAAUUCCAGGAUUGCUUUUUCAAUUAAAAAUCCCCCCUUUUUCUCUUGCUGAUUUAGCUGGCCCUGUUCACACAUCCGGCCCUGUUUAGCUUUCUCAAUUAAAGCAUAAUCCAUUUCUAGUGGAUUAUGCUUUUAAGCCUUGAUGCUUGGAUGAAGAAAAUGUAGAGUUUGUGAAGUUGUACAUGGAGUGUCUGCUUUUACUGAAGACGUCUUUCUCAAUAGUUAUGCAUUCCAUUUUGUUGUUGUUGCUGAGAAAGUAGUGAGUAUUUCGUCUUAAUACAAAGAUAAAAAUUGUGAAGUGAGAUAUACAAAAGGCUAGUUGAAGGAAAUGAAGUGUCUACUAUGGGAAGUACUGGGAAUGGCGAUUUGGGCAUUAGUUGAGAUUUGUUCUGCUACUCUUUCUCCAUCUGGUGUAAACUAUGAAGUGGUGGCCUUGUUUGCUAUAAAGACUGCCUUACACGAUCCUCACAAUGUCCUGGAUAACUGGGAUAUUAACUCCGUAGACCCCUGCAGUUGGAGGAUGGUUACCUGUACCCCUGAUGGCUAUGUUUCUGCGUUGGGACUACCCAGUCAGAAUUUAUCUGGGUCCUUAUCUCCCGGAAUUGGAAACUUAACUAAGUUAGAGUCUGUGUUGCUACAAAACAAUGCCAUUUGUGGGAAUAUUCCGGCUGAGAUCGGGAAGUUAGAAAACCUUCAGACGCUUGAUCUCUCCAACAACAAGUUUGAUGGUGAUAUACCUAGCUCAUUGGGUGAACUAGGCAAUUUGAAUUAUUUGAGACUUAACAACAAUAGCCUUUCAGGGCAGAUUCCAGAAUCUCUUUCUAAACUUGAUGGCCUUACUCUUGUGGACGUAUCUUUUAAUAAUCUCAGUGGUAGACCCCCAAAACUACCUGCAAGAACUUUCAAAGUUAUUGGCAAUUCUUUAAUUUGUGGGCAGAGUUCCAAGAACAAUUGUUCCGCAAUCUAUCCAGAAGCGCUGCCCUUUACGUCCAAUAAUGUAAGAGGUCAAUAUGCCGGAACAAAAAAACAUCAUGUGGCUAUUGCUUUUGGGACAAGUUUUAGCGCCUUGUUCUUAAUCGUCCUAUUUGUGUCGCUUGUAUGGUGGCGCUAUAGACGCAAUCAGCAGAUCUUUUUUGAUCUAAACGAUAGCUAUGAUCCGGAGGUAUGUCUGGGUCAUUUGAGGAGGUUCACCUACAAGGAAUUGAGGGCGGCAACGGACCAUUUCAGUUCUAAGAAUAUUUUGGGUACGGGAGGGUUCGGUAUAGUAUACAAGGGUUCCUUAAACGACGGUACUUUUGUGGCCAUCAAAAGGGUGAAAGACUAUAAUGCUGCUGGUGGUGAAAUCCAAUUCCAGACAGAAGUGGAGAUGAUUAGUUUGGCAGUACAUCGGAAUCUUCUUCGACUGUGGGGAUUCUGUUCAACUGAGAACGAGAGGCUCCUUGUUUACCCUUAUAUGCCAAACGGGAGUGUAGCGUCAAGGUUAAAAGAAUAUGCCGUCCAAUUGAAGCUACCGAGGAGAUCCUAGUUGUACAAGUAUACAUAUCCUACUGUGGAUUUGGCUUUUUUCAGAUCAUAUCCAUGGCAGGCCUGUAUUGGACUGGUCAAGGCGGAAAAGAAUAGCAGUAGGGACUGCAAGGGGGUUGGUGUAUUUGCACGAACAGUGUGACCCCAAAAUCAUCCAUCGUGAUGUGAAAGCAGCCAAUAUCCUGUUGGAUGAAGACUUUGAGGCAGUUGUUGGAGAUUUUGGGUUAGCAAAGCUCUUGGAUCAUCAUGAAUCUCACGUGUCGACUGCUGUGCGGGGCACCGUUGGCCACAUAGCUCCUGAGUAUUUGUCUACGGGCCAAUCAUCUGAAAAGACCGAUGUGUUUGGUUUUGGAAUCCUUCUUCUUGAACUAAUAACGGGUCAGAAAGCUGUUGACUUCGGGAGAGGUGCUAAUAACCAGAAAGGAGUUAUACUUGACUGGGCGAAGUCGCUCCAUCAGGAAAAGAAAUUAAGUGUGAUGGUGGACAAAGAUUUAAAAAACAACUAUGACAGUGUUGAGUUAGAAGAGAUGGUUCAGGUAGCCCUACUAUCAACUCAAUUCAAUCCUUCUCAUCGUCCGAAAAUGUCAGAAGUGUUGAGGAUGCUGGAAGGCGAUGGGCUAGCUGAAAAAUGGGAGGCUUCACAAAGCAAUAAUAAUACUACAAGGUAUCGUACCACCCUUGAAAACAUGCCCCAACGAUACUCCGACUUCAUUGAAGAAUCUUCCUUGAUCGUUGAAGCUAUGGAGCUUUCUGGACCUAGAUGAUGAUCACAGUCAAGAAUAUUGAUCAGCCCUAUCAUCUAUUUAAUUUUUCAUGCCACCUAAUAUUCUCUUUAUAGAUAGCUCUUAAGAGGGAUCAGGAUCAUGAAUGGACUUGCUAGUUGUUCUCUGUCAAUUCAGAUUUUUAGUUCAUCGAGUUUCUCGCAACAGUAUGGAGGAUGUACAAAUGCAACGUGCAAUUGUAGGAAAGUAUAGCAUGUUGCUUUAAAAUUGUAAAUUGUGAGAAAGUAGAAACUCAAGUUUAAAUUUCAGUUUCUGCGUAGUGCGAUGUAAUUUGGUAGAAAACCCAAGUAUAAUUUUUAGCCAUUCAUUGAUGAAGGUGAAAUCCCGGUAACUGUUAUAACCAAUCAAUCA